AUGGAAAUUGAAAAUAGUGAGCAGACGAUCGAUGAAGGGCUUUAUUCCAGACAACUCUAUGUCCUUGGUCAUGAUGCUAUGAAGAAAAUGGGAAGUUCUAAUGUCCUUAUUGUAGGCUUAAAGGGUCUUGGUGUUGAGAUUGCUAAGAACGUCGUACUUGCUGGUGUUAAAAGUGUCACCCUUUACGAUCCUGAGCCAGUCAAGAUUUCCGAUUUAUCAUCGCAGUUUUUCCUUCAUGAAGAUGACAUAGGAAAACCCAGAGCUAUAGUAACUCAACCACGAUUGGCUGAACUUAAUCAAUACGUACCUGUAUCU
This is a messenger RNA of Dentiscutata heterogama, 315 nucleotides long. The record is from the annotation of a GenBank genome assembly. Lineage: Eukaryota; Fungi; Glomeromycota; Glomeromycetes; Diversisporales; Gigasporaceae.